UUAACUCAGACCCAGUUUCCAAUUGGUAGUGGUCGUGUCAAGAUGAAGGUGGUGGCCGUCAGAGGUACGAUCUUCGUAGCUCUUAUCGUCGUGGGAUCGUCCAGUCCCCACCUCAUCCAACCGAAAGGUCACGACGACUUUGACGACCAAAAAUCCCAUCAACCAACUCAUGCACCACAGUACUACCAAGUUCACCAACCCAUCAUUCUUCAACCGAUCCCUUACAGUGGUCUUUAUGGUGGAGGAAUUCAAGGUAGUUAUGGAGUGGGUUAUGUCAGUGGGUUUCAUGGAUCUGGCUUCGGAGGUGGUCUUCACGGAGGCUCUGGUUACAGUCAGAAAGGUGGAAUCCAUGGAGGCUCUGGUUUAGGCCUCAAAGGUUUAAGCCAUAAAGGGGGAAGCCCAUGGGAGGCUUGGUUUAAAGGUCAAAGGUAA
Messenger RNA from Macrobrachium nipponense, 432 nucleotides. RefSeq lists its product as uncharacterized. The record is from RefSeq and is a predicted model, not a curated record. The transcript has 2 exons. Bases 43 to 432 code for a protein of 129 amino acids. Lineage: Eukaryota; Metazoa; Arthropoda; Malacostraca; Decapoda; Palaemonidae.